CAUCCACCAAAACCUUGCAAACUAAUAUCUUAUCUUCAUGGAUAGAACUAGAAGAAUGAAAACCCUCCCACCAACCACUGUAAACUUUUCCCCAAACUUUGAACGGUCUGAUGAAGGUUCCAAUUACCUUCUUAGAGUGAAUCUUCCAGGUUUCAAUAGGAAGGACUUCAGUGUUCAAGUAGACCAAACAAGAAAGCUAACAAUCAAGGGAAGAAGACAGUCAGAGAAGAACACUUAUGUCCUCCUUGAUGGGAUCUACAAUCUGCCUCAAGAUUCAGACUAUAAGAAGAUCGCCGGCAAGUUUGAUGAUGGAUGCCUUGUUCUUACUAUACCAAAGAUGGUUAAGCCAAUGGCACCUGAAGAAAAGAAACCAAACGAGAUUAAUCAAGAACCACUAAAACCUCUUCCUUCUUCUAUUGAUAGCAAGAAGAUUGAACAAGGAGAGAAGCAGGAUGCACUACAAGUUGAGAAGAUGAAGAAGAUUGAGGGGAGUAAAAAGGUGGCAGAUGAAAUAUCACCACCAAAGACUUCAACUCCAACUUCUGAGAAGAAGCUUGAGGAGAGAGAAAAGGUGGCAGCUGAUCAAAUACCACAACCAAUGACUUCACCUCCAACUGAUCAUGAGAAGAAGAUUGAGGAGAGAGAAAAGGUGGCAGCUGAUCAAAUAUCACAAACAAAGGUUUCACCUUCAAAUGAGAAGAAGAGUGAUCAUAUUCAAGAUGAAGGUUCAAAGGAGAAGGUCACUGAUGAUCAAGAUGAGAAAAAAAUUGGACUUCUCUGCAAGAGAAAGUUCAGAGAAGAAGGAUGGUUAGACCAUGGAAUGCUUGAUAGUUUGAUUGAGAGGAUUAACAACAACAAGAAGGUUAUUCUUGUUGCUGUUGUUGCUCUCUCCGUUGGAUUUUAUGUGUCUCAUAAACUCAGAUCAUCUGCAAAAUGAGUUCAAUUAUUUCCUUAAUUGUGUGUGUAUAUAUAUAUAUAUAUUCAAGUGAUUAUUGAUAA
Molecule: messenger RNA, 999 nt
Organism: Dioscorea cayenensis subsp. rotundata (Guinea yam)
Lineage: Eukaryota; Viridiplantae; Streptophyta; Magnoliopsida; Dioscoreales; Dioscoreaceae
Exons: 2
Coding region: 38-937 (299 amino acids)
Source: RefSeq, a predicted model, not a curated record